AUGGUUUCCAGGAAGAAGGAUUCUUUAAAUGAUAAUGUGGACAAAGUUGAUUUCAUGGUUAAUUCUCGUGAUCAUCCUAUCGAAAUAGAUGAUGAUGAAGUAUCAGAAGAAGAAAAAUUUCAAUCUGGUGAAGUUAAAAAGGAGAAUUAUUUAAGUGAUUCUGAUUUUGAAGUUCGGAGCAUUACAAGGAGCAGGAAGUUGGUUAACAGAAGUGAUAAAAAAUUUAGUAAAAGAAUUGUCUACGAACAUGACUUUUCUAGUGAUUCUGAUUUUGAGGAUGGUAUCAGUAGUAGCGUGAAGAGGAUGGAUAAGAUAGCUGAUAAGAAAGUUAAAAAAAAAUGGAGGGAAGAUGUUAAUAGGGUGUUAGGUUUGCAUAUGGGGGUUGAUCAGUUAAAUGGUGUUGAUGUAAGAGGUAAUGAGGAAUGGUACGAGACAUGGAAAGAUCAAUUCAAGAAGCCGUUGUCUUUAAUUACUCCAACUGAUAUCGUGUACAAGAUAAUAGAACGUUGUGAAGCAGAUAUGGUGUUUGUUGCUAGUUUUAUUAUUCUUGUUUGUACCUGUUUUGGAUCAUGUAACAAACAAGAGGAAAAAUUGAUUUGGAGCAGAAGUGAUAUGAAGACUUUCUUCAAUGGUCCUAGUGUGUUUUUAACGUUGCUAUAUGUUGAUAGGAUUCAAUGUAAGCAAAUGUUAAUGGUUAGAAGAUAUCCAGUAAUUAAUCAUUGGACUUUAGAGCAGUUGAAAGUGAGAGAAAUAAAUGAAAUUGCGAAUGGAGGUUUUGGAACACCAUCUGCUACAGUGAAGAGUGUUGAUGAAGUUUCUAGAGGAUCAAUUUUAAAGUUUCAUGCAGAAAUGAAGUGGUGUUUAAUAGAUAUGUCUAAGAAACUGGAUAAAGCUUUUAAAAAGCAUGGAAAUCUGAAAAUAAUAGAGUUCUAUGGAUUGAAGGUGAAAGAGUUAUGUUCUGCAUAUAAAGCUUUUCGUCAUAGUAAUUCUAAAUGCGAAUCUACUUUUGAGUCAUAUGACAAAAGCAGUAGUUGUGAUGAUAAGUUUGCGGAAAUUCGAAAUUUUGGGCAGUCUAUUAAGAACAGCGUUGGAAGUAAUAAAUCUGGAGUAGCUAAUGAUUUUGGCAAAUCUGGUUGUAUUGAAACUAAGUUGCAUGUGGAUUGUGAGGGUGUUCAUAAGAAAAAGUGUGUAUUUGAGGAUAUUCCUUCUUUUAAUUUAGGAAUUGAGGAUGACAUCUAUACUCCACGAAAAGUUAAUACAGGUGUUGAUAGUUAUGUUAGUAAGAAUUCUGUUUCUGUUGGAAUAAGUUCUUCUUCAGUCAAAGGAAAUGUAAUUUAG
This is a messenger RNA of Lactuca virosa, 1338 nucleotides long. NCBI's taxonomy places the organism in Eukaryota, Viridiplantae, Streptophyta, Magnoliopsida, Asterales, Asteraceae. The record is from the annotation of a GenBank genome assembly.